Molecule: messenger RNA, 2089 nt
Organism: Erpetoichthys calabaricus (reedfish)
Lineage: Eukaryota; Metazoa; Chordata; Cladistia; Polypteriformes; Polypteridae
Gene: nherf4a
Product: NHERF family PDZ scaffold protein 4a
Exons: 8
Coding region: 146-1345 (399 amino acids)
Biological process (GO): protein localization to plasma membrane
Cellular component (GO): apical plasma membrane
Molecular function (GO): protein-membrane adaptor activity; signaling receptor binding
Source: RefSeq, a predicted model, not a curated record
CACCAGAAGAGCUGGGAUUCUCCAUGACCAGUAGGGAUGGAAGGCAGUGGGCACUGGGGAGAGGAAACAAUAGGAUUGUCAGUUGGACAGUGGGGGCCAAUGUGUUUGCCUGGUGAGUCCUGUACUGGAAUUGGCAUUUCAGGAGAUGGAUGGGUGGCAUGACUUUGGAAAAAUCUUUACUAGACUGGACUGUGUUCUUCUUGCAGGUGCUGGUGACUACAUUGAGAUGACUGAAAAGUUCACCUUCGAUCCCAAGGCUGGUAUCGACAACCCGGCGCUGGUCAUCACGGAGGAAACAGAUGUGAACUUUGUCCCCUCUCCCCGGCGCUGCCGCCUGAAACGCUCCGACGAGGAAACUUUUGGCUUCUGCCUGCGUCUGGAGGAGGCUACUGAGGGUCAUGUGAUCAGACAGGUGGAGCCCUGGAGCCUCGCAGAACGCAGUGGACUCCAGGACGGAGACCGCGUGCUGGAGAUCAACGGGGUUUUUGUGGACCACCUGGAGCACAACAAGGUUGCACAAAGAAUCCAAGCAAGCGGACUUGUGGUGUCCCUCCUGGUACUGGCUGGACCAGACUAUGAACGGGCACGAGCGCUAGGAAUUGACCUGAGGCCUUUGGCAUGGAUGCAUGGACCUCACCUGGACCACAGAACUCCUCGACUUUGUUACAUCACAGCAGAUGUCAAUGCAAGCUUUGGUUUCAGCAUCCAACCCACAGAGGGUUUGAAGGAUAAGGUCAUUCUCAACACAACAGUCGAUGGACCAGCUGAAGCAGCAGGAGUUCAAAAUGGAGACAGACUGAUCUGGAUCGAUGGCACAGAUGUGUCCGACCUGACACGCUCAGCCCUGAACAAGAUGGUUCGCAAGUGCCACAAUCAUGUGACCUUGCUGGUGAUUGACAGUGCCAGUGAGGAGAGUUACACACGGAGAGGCAUCACUAUAGUGCCCGCAAUGGCAAAACCUAGCAACCUGCCCCACUUUCCACACAAGCUGUUCUUGACACAGGGACCAGAGGGUUAUGGCUUUCUGCUCCGUCAAGAGAGGACGUCUGCGGGGAGAAUAGCUCAUUUCCUUCAAGAAGUGGAUCAGGAAAGCCCAGCUGAGCAUGCUGGGAUGUGUGAUGGGGACCUUCUUCUGGCUGUGAAUGGAGAUCCAGUGGAAGGUGUGGAUCAUGAAGACAUAGUCGCCAAAAUCCGGGCAAGUGGCAGUCAGGUAACCCUAACUGUCAUUGAUUGCAAAGGCAGUGACUUCUACGCUCAGCUGCGCCUCUCUCCCCUUGCCUUCGUGGACCACUUGGAACUGAAGGAAGAAGAAAGCAGGGUGCAAGAAGAAGUGCCUACAUUCUGAGGAGCUCCACAUCCUCACAGCUUCAUCUGAAAGGUGCUAUGAUGAGGAUAGGUUUUGUAAUAGAUUGGAGGUGUGACUCAGUGGUCCAGUGAUUAGUGCUGCUGCCUCACAGCUCCAGCAGUCACAGUCUCAGUCCCAUCCUGGGCCCUGUCUGCAUGGAGUUUACAUGCCCUCCUCAUAUCUGUGUGCAUCUUCCCUUCAGGUACUCUGCUUCUCCAACCACAUUUCAAAAACACGUCUUAGGUGAAUUUUCAACUCUACAAUUGGGUCCAGUGUGGAAGUGCGUUUGUGUGUGGUACCCCAACUAGGGCUGCUACCUGCUUUAUGCCAUCAAGAUACCUACUGGAAAAUUUGAAACAGGAGACUCUGGUUAGAAAAUGGACAAAUGGACAGAUUUGUGUGGAAGAAAGGGUAGGCCACCAAGAUAAGUACAAGAGACCGAAAACUGGAGAAUCUAUUUAGAAAUGGACAAAUGGACAGAUUGGUGUGGAAGACAGGGAGGGCCACCAAGAUAAGUACAAGAGAUCUAAAACUGGAUAAUCUGGUUAGAAAUGGAUGAAUGGACAGAUUGGUGUGAAGGAGAGGUCCACUGUGGCAUGGAGUUUAGAAACUGGGGUUGGAGCUAUCUCAUAACCAAUACUGAAUUGUACUGAGACCAAAGAUACUUCAGAUUACAGUGCAUUGAAUAACAUUUACAGUGGUGUCCUAUCACUAUGAAGUCCUGCAGUAGGGAGGGACAAAAGU